This is a messenger RNA of Zootoca vivipara (common lizard), 1304 nucleotides long. RefSeq names its product Fc epsilon receptor Ia (gene FCER1A). Lineage: Eukaryota; Metazoa; Chordata; Lepidosauria; Squamata; Lacertidae. Gene Ontology annotation, biological process: immune response; cell surface receptor signaling pathway. Gene Ontology annotation, cellular component: external side of plasma membrane. Gene Ontology annotation, molecular function: transmembrane signaling receptor activity. The record is from RefSeq and is a predicted model, not a curated record.
AUGGAAUCGGUGACUUUGGUGACAGUCUCUCUCCUGACCCACCUCUGGGGAUCGGCCUGUGCAGGCUACCCUCCUCCCCCCAGAUUCUCUGUGUCCCCCAAACAAGACAUCUACAGAACUGGCGAACUGAUAAACCUCACGUGCUCCGUUCCCGACCACUACAACAUGUCCGGAGUCACCUUUUUCAACCAGCAAUGGAUGCUGCAUUUCCAGAAGCACCUGCCCUCUAGGGGGGCAUUCACAUAUGCCCUGCGCCCGUCUCCCCAAGACAGCGACAAGUAUUACUGUACCUACAAUGCUAUACAAAAGAGCGUGCAAUCACAGAGAAGCAACUCCAUCCAUAUUGCAGUGAUGGAUCCUCUUCCUCCUCCAGUACUGAAAACGGACCCUCCGUCCAGAGUGGUGAACGAAGGAGAGCCCUUGCUCCUCACUUGCUCGGCCAAUGGAGGCGGCGUGGAGAAAAGGUUCCAUUUCUACCGGGACGGUGUUGAGAUGAUCUCUGACAGCUAUGGGUCCGUGAGGUUCUCCAGAGAACAUGGGGAUGCCUCCGCAGGUGUGUCUGUAAACAUCCUGCAGGCUAAGCUCAACCACACCGGGGAAUUUGCCUGCCGGUAUGAGGAAAAAACGAGUAGGGGGUGGAUCGUCUCUCCAUGGAGUCAGAAGGUGUACCUCACAGUUUGGGCACCAAAUUGCUCUUCGCCACCCCUGAUAUAUGCAUGCUUGGCGAUUCCACUGGCGAUCCUGAUUGUCCCUCUUGCUUUUUACUGCACGAGAAGGAAGAGAGCGUUGAAAUCCGAGCAGGAAAACAAGGAAGAAGCAAAUUCCGAGUACCUUGAAAUGUUCAGCGCCACUAGGAAGCCUCAGAGGACUCAAACACCUUUUACUGCCUUGCCGCCCCCUUCUCUGCCUCAGCCCCCAAUAUCGCCUACAAGGAUGGAGAAUGGAGCCAAACCAGCAGAAGACCAGGAGGAAGGUCUCUACAACAACAUUCCCUUUCAGACCAAGAACAGAGCAGAACGAUACAAAGAUUCUGAAGAAGAAUGAGCCAUCCGGGAGAUUAAAACAUUCAGAUGGGAAUUUACGACCAAGGAGAUGGGGUGGAAGGGGUCAAGGAAGAGGGCAGUGGCUCACUUUCUGCAGCUGUUUCCUCAAGAACAGGGGUCAGCAAACUUUUUCAACAGGGGGCCGGUCCACUGUCCCUCAGAGCUUGUGGGGGCCGGGACUAUAUUUUGAAAAAACAAAUGAACAAAUUCCUAUGCCCCACAAAUAACCCAGAGAUGCAUUUUAAAUAAAAAACACACAUU